UCAUUCAAGCAUUUGGCAAGAGCGUUGAAGUUCGUCAGCAGGUAAUUGCAACCGCAUUGGUGUACUUCAAAAGAUUUUACAGUCGGAAUUCAUUUAAGACCAUUGAUCCAUGGUUAAUGGCCCCAUCGUGUUUAUUUUUAGCAUCUAAAGUUGAGGAAUUUGGUGUAGUCUCUCAAAAAAAUCUAAUGACAUCAUGUCGUAAUGUGGUUCAUAGUCAUUAUUUAAUCUAUUUUCCUGAUGGUUACGGUUAUCCAUAUCGUGCUCAGGAUGUACUGGAAUGUGAAUUUAUUUUACUUGAAGCAAUGGAAAAUUGGAGAUGAUGGUUUUCUGUUGUUAAAAUUAAACUGUAUUCAAAUGUAUUGCCUAGCAUCACACUGAUCCUUCAUAUCGGUGAUGAAUCAAGCAUCUGAUAUAACGUGGCUCAUUUCGUGCAUAGUUGAUCGUUCUAGGGUGCAAUCUAGUGGUAUUAUAAACACGGUCACUUAGUCCAGAGUCGUUGUCGCAGUGCAGUAAUAUCUCAUGUAAAGAAGAAAAAUGUUUGAGUCCAAGCUUAUAUCACAUAGUUUGAAAUAUGAUCACCAACUAUAUGAUAUCAUUCUGUAACGCUCUAGCUGAUAGGGUACAGUAGUCCUGGAGGUUCUAAAUGGUUUUCCGGAGAGAUUACACGUUUUCUUGGAUUUAUGAAAACGAUGACUAAUUGCAAGCAUCAAAUAGUAACGAAAGCCUUUUUCACAGUUUGCAUUCUACAUAAAUUAAUUCUAGUUUUUUGCAUCUUUGUCAUGAUAGAAUUCUGAGGAAAUUCUCUAGAUAUUUUACUUUCAGGAUUGUUCACUAGUUGUCUUCCA
Messenger RNA from Schistosoma turkestanicum, 845 nucleotides. Lineage: Eukaryota; Metazoa; Platyhelminthes; Trematoda; Strigeidida; Schistosomatidae. The record is from the annotation of a GenBank genome assembly.